UCCUGGGGAGCAGGGAGGUGGGAGGAUAAGGUGCCCCUACAAAUCCCAGGGCCUGGAGCGGGCCAGGGCAUCUUUGGGUGGUGGAGUGCAGAGGAGGUGACCAGCAGCAGAGGAGUCCCUGUGACUAGGAACCAUGACAGACCAGCAGGCCGAGGCCCGGUCCUACCUCAGCGAGGAGAUGAUCGCUGAGUUCAAGGCCGCCUUUGACAUGUUUGACGCUGAUGGUGGCGGGGACAUCAGCGUCAAGGAGUUGGGCACGGUGAUGAGAAUGCUGGGCCAGACACCCACCAAAGAGGAGCUGGACGCCAUCAUUGAGGAGGUGGAUGAGGACGGCAGCGGCACCAUCGACUUCGAGGAGUUCUUGGUCAUGAUGGUGCGCCAGAUGAAAGAGGACGCGAAAGGGAAGAGCGAGGAGGAGCUGGCCGAGUGUUUCCGCGUCUUCGACAGGAACGCAGACGGCUACAUCGAUGCGGAGGAGCUGGCUGAGAUCUUCAGGUCCUCUGGGGAGCACGUGACAGAUGAGGAGAUCGAAUCCCUGAUGAAAGACGGGGAUAAGAACAACGAUGGCCGCAUUGACUUCGACGAGUUCCUGAAGAUGAUGGAGGGCGUGCAGUAAGAAGUCGGCCCUCGCCCACCGAAACCGCGCCACCCUCGGGUGACGGGGCUUCUCCCCGCUCCGUGCCAUUCCCCGCCCGGGAGGGAGGCGCGGUCCCUUUCGGGAUCCUUUUCUAGAAGGAAUAAAAGCAAUCGUUGCAAA
Molecule: messenger RNA, 757 nt
Organism: Rhinolophus ferrumequinum (greater horseshoe bat)
Lineage: Eukaryota; Metazoa; Chordata; Mammalia; Chiroptera; Rhinolophidae
Gene: TNNC2
Product: troponin C2, fast skeletal type
Exons: 6
Coding region: 134-616 (160 amino acids)
Molecular function (GO): calcium ion binding; enzyme regulator activity
Source: RefSeq, a predicted model, not a curated record